AUGAUCUUUCUGUUGGUCUUCGACGCGAUCGUACUGAUUUCGGCGCAAAUCACCCAGAGUACAACUACGACGACGGCGGUCCCGGAUAGCCAGAAAAUGACGGUAAAUUCGGUGUCUAGAGGUUUUUUUCCCACCUAGCAUCCUAUUUUGGAACCGAUAAUAUCGGUUUCUAAGCUAUUGUUUAGCUAGGUGAAAAUGCGAAAAAUCGUUGAAUCGAGGGUUGACGCUGUGAAAUUCGUAGCUAUUGUACGGUUCCGAAAAAUUUUCUGCGCAUUGUUCACGUCUAGUACUACAACUUUUCAGUUGACAACUUUUUUCUACGACCACGCAUUCGAGUACUGUAGUUCUUGGAAGUUUGCGUUGAAAUGCGUCUUCCGAGGACUACGGUAAGAAGUCAAAAUUCUGACUUUUCAGAUCCGCGUGGGCGUGGCCGCUGUGCAAACGGUCGAAUUGGAUAGUAUCGGUUGGUCGAAUUCUGGCGGCGCCAUCAAUUUGGCCAUCCAGAAGCUUCGGGAUGAUGGAUUUGUGGCUCCGUUUGAGUUUGAGUGAGUUUCUCGUCCUCGCACAUUUUUUUGUGUUCAAAGCUUUUCCGUACGGUCCCUUAUGGCUCGACUAACGGGUCCACAGUGGAAAGUGACAAAGUUGAAACACAAAAAAAAGAACAAUAACUUGACGGGACCACUCAGAAUCUACGUAAACUACACGGAAUGCGAUCGGGGCCUCGGCGCUUCCAUCGGCAUCGAUUUCAUGCGGACAAAACGCCUGGACGCCGUCAUCGGACCGCCCUGUCAGGACCGUAAGGGCUGAUCCGUGAGGGACCGUCACUCUACGUACCCUUUCAGCUAUGGAGGUGAUUGCGACGAUGGCCACGUACUACAGUACCCCUCUGCUCGCCUGGGGUCUCGUCACCGAUUCCAAGUUUACCGACGCGGACCGUUAUCCGUUUCUGACCAACAUAAUGGCCAAUUCGCUUUCGUAAGUGCCUUGACACGCUGUCGGUGCGUUGACGCGAUUCUCGUGCCCCGUUCAGACUCGGCUACUCGUUGGUCAAACUGCUCGAGAUGAUGAACUGGGACCGUGUGGCUUUGUACUACGAAAGUAGCAACCAGAACUAUCCGCUGUCGAUUAUAAACGACGUGGAAACGGCCAUCAACAACUAUGACGGUUUUGGAGUGAAUGUGGUGGUCAAACAGGCGCUGCCCACCUCGGACUCACAGGAUACCGCCUAUAUUUCGGCGCUGACAAGGGCGAAGACACGGUGUAGAAGUGAGUGAACUCUGGGGGACCAAAAACUUGCGCCAUAGACACUUUGAAAACGUUUGGAGUGUCUAGCUUGCCAGCCGGUCCCACUGGCUCAUUACAGUCCUCAUAUCGGUGCUCCAAACGGGCACAACUCGUCGCAAGUACCUCCAAAUGGUCACCCAACAGGGAAUGGUCACCGAAGAGUACGUGCACAUCUCUUUGGCGCUGAGAAGUAUCGGCUUUGGUAAGAGACCACUUUAGUUUUCAGCAAAAAAAAAAAGAAAAAUUUGUUUUCAGGUAAACAAAGCGCGGCACUGACGAAAUGUGAGUUGAAUUGCUGUAAGUUUGAGUAGAAGUAACACCGUUGUCGCCUUUUUUUUGUUUGUUUGUAAUCUUCUAGUUUUUGUGGCUUUUUCUAGCACUAACCAGCACCGAAAACCGAUUUUUAAAGUGUCGAGCGGACUGGCUCCGUUCUGGGAGCUCGCAGUCGACGACGGUUGGAACGAGAAGCUCAAAGUGGCGGCCACGAGGCUUCUUGUGGUACGGUGCCCGUUCGGUUGCCUCAUCUCGUCCCGUUUUUCAGAUGGACUUGUCGACCGACGUACCGGAUGUCAAUUAUUUGAACACUUUCACGGCACAAUGCUCUGCGGUCGUCGUGAAUCCGCCGGUUUCGUGCACUACCGCCGCGUGUCAAAACGCUUCCGCCAGUGUACGUAUCAGAGAUGUUGGGAAUUCCGUGUUCCGUGUUCCGUGUUCCGCGUUUUUUUUCAAUAUUUUUUCCGCGUUCCGUGUUCCGUAAAAAAAAAAAUUUCCGUGUUCCGUGAUCCGUGUUCCGUAGAAAUAAGUUUUUUUCCGUUUUUCCGUGUUCCGUGUUCCGUAAAAAAAAUUUUUCCGUUUUUCCGUGUUCCGUGUUCCGUAAAAAAAUUUUUCCGUUUUUCCGUGUUCCGUGUUCCGUAAAAAUUUCCGUUUUUCCGUGUUCCGUGUUCCGUAAAAAUUUCCGUUUUCCGUGUUCCGUGUUCCGUAAAAAAAUUUUUCCGUUUUUCCGUGUUCCGUGUUCCGUAAAAAUUUCCGUUUUUCCGUGUUCCGUGUUCCGUAAAAAUUUUCCGUUUUUCCGUGUUCCGUGUUCCGUAAAAAUUUUUCCGUUUUCCGUGUUCCGUGUUCCGUAUUUUCCGUUUUUCCGUGUUCCGUGUUCCGUAGAGUAAAAUUUUUAUUCCCAACAUCUCUGGUACGUAUUCAACUUUUCGCCACCAUUUUCUACCCCCAGAAAACGUGAAUUUUUAGUCCGCCUCGGCGUUUUCGCGAAGUUUACACGAUCUUUUUUACCUUUAUGGAAUGGCUCUGACGAAUGUGUACAAUCAGAAUGUCAGUUUGAUCAAUGAUGACGCGACUAUUGUGAACGCGAUGCAACUCAACUUUGCGGGUAAGUUCGGAUGGAUAUUGUCGAGUUCCUAGCGAUUAAAAUGAGUUUCGGGCUAUUCUUCAUGUCUAGUACUUUAACUUUUCAGUUGACACCUUUUUUCUAGGACUACUGUAGCUCUUGGAAGUUUGGGUGGAAAUGCAAAGGCCUAAACUCAUUUUUCCCCCUCUUUUUCCGCUAAAAUUGAAUGUCUAAAAGAGCUGAACAAUUUCUAUUCGAGGACAAAUUGUCACAGGAACUCAGAAUAGCUAAAACAUUUUGUGAAAUGCAGUUUCUGAAGCAGGUAUUUUGAACAUUGCACAUCGGGUCUUUCAGGCCUCACCGGCGAAGUUUCGAUCAACGCGAACAACAGCCGAGUGCCGAAAUUGAUGCUCUACGCGCUGGACAAGAGCUACGACCAGGCCUCGUUCAUGAACCUGACCUAUUCGUUGGACGGCGGCGCGGUGGGGGGUGUACUAACUCGAACGAUCGCAAAGUUCGCUAAUCAAACCCGUUUUUUGCAGAGCAUCUCGCUGGGAUACACAAACGAGGCGGUCCUUUGGUACUGGUACGGCGGGAACCGUCCGCUGUCGACUCCGCUCUGUGGAUACGCCGGAACCAGUUGUCCGCAGUCGUUUGUCGAUCAGUACGGCGCGCUGGUCUUUUCGAUCGCCGGCGUUUUGGCACUGGGCCUUCUUCUCAUCGCCUCGUGUCUUGUUUAUACUUUGAGGUGCGUCUGGUCCUAGGGAAAAUAAAAAACCCGUUUCAAGAUGUCUACGUAGUUGCGAAACGGCGCUGAAGACGUUUUGAAUCGUUGCGGAACGUCUUGAGGCAAUUUUUACGGUUUCAAUGUGUCCUUUAGUUCGGAAACAUUCAAAAUUACGCAAUACCGUACCAUAUUUAAGGGGCGCAAAGGAGGGGGCGUGGCCUGACGAAUUUUCUCUUGAUUUCCGCGCGCGCGCAUGUUUGAGGACCUGUACCGAGGUCCCCAGACCAAGUACCAUACUCAUAAUGUUUUACUUUCAUGUAAUCGACCAUGCUGAAUCUAAUGAACAACUCCGUUUCCCACGAAAACGCACCAUUUUCUCAAAAAAAAGGCGAAAACGAGAAUGGAAGUCAGUCUGGGAGCCCGUGUGGCCACAUUUAUGGCCACACGCGCCUACUUUCAAGUGAUUCCGACAGUUUAAGGGAUGGGCAAUCCGUUUUUUAAGUCAGAAUCAGACAAUCUAGUUUCCGUUUUUUUUUUACAGGUCCUCAAACUGGCACAAAAAAUUGUGAAAAAAUUUCAGCGAUGACCAUACUUUUUUAUGUUUGGAAUCGAUAGAUAAACUCUCUGAGAACCCAAAUACAAAUUUUCAGAGCUCUAGACAGUCUAGGACCAGAUUUGUGUUCAUUUGAGUAGAGCCAGUUUGGCCGAAAUUGUAGUUUUUGGGGGUUUUGAGGGUCAUAGGUACCUUACACGCGGCUAAUUUUCCCAAAAUCGGAUUCAGCAUCAAGCUUCCGACCGAUCCAUGUCGAACUUUUCCAUCUAUCUAGUUUCCGUUUUUUGAAAAGUGACUGUAAAGUGUAACAAUUUUGGAUUUGAGCACGCAAAAACACUAAUUUGACACCUAGAAGUGGACCGCGCGCAGCCAGCUUUUCUAUGCCAUUGGCGGCCGGCAAGCCUUCGCCCGGCUGGUGCAGUGGGAAAGUGCUCACUCGGCAAUCUAGAGGUGCCGGGUUCGAAAAUUUUGACCUCGAAAGUUAUUUUGCUUUCUUAGAACAUCAUUUCUGCUCAUUCAAAAUGUUGACUCUUUGGUUUGGUCCACCAGACAAGGACAAAAAACGCGUGCGGCAAACUUGCUAGUGAGGCUCCGCCCCCUCCUCGGCCGCCGAUCUGACAAGAGAAAACAGGGCGACUUUGGAGUGAUGUAACUCGGAGUGUACCGAAAAUUUUCGAAAAAAAAAUUGGGAGCGUACUCAUAUAGAGUAGGGGAACACAUUCCAACAAGAAUUUUAUAGAAAUUCCGAGUUUCGUGAAACCCGCUGCGGAAAUCAGAAAUUUACGACAACUUGCCGGUUUCAAAGUGUCUCUUUCAGUUUCAAAAUGUUCAAACGUUCAAUUUCAGACAAAAGAAGCUGGAAAGGGAGCGAAUCGACGCGGAAUGGCAGAUUCCGGUGCAAAAACUCGUGAAACCGCCGAAACGCGAAAAGGCGGGACUGAGCAAGCGGUCGCUGCAGUCGGGACCGUCGACAGUCACCGACGCGUCGAAAAUGACGUUCGACUCGACGUUCUCCAACUAUACCAUCUAUUAUCUGGACAAAGAGCCGGUGCUGACGACCGCCCAUCCGGCCUCGAAUCUCUUUCGCCACGACUACGACACUUUUGUGCGCAUGCGAAAAUUGGACAAUGAUAAUGUGAACAAAUUUGUGGGCAUGUCGAUUGACGGCGUCGAGUACAUUGCCGUCUGGAAAAUGUGCAUGAGAGGAAGUCUACAAGUGAGUGCGGCAUUUUUUUAAAAAUUGACAGGAUCCCUUGACGGUCAAGGGUACACGGCAUUUUUUUAAAAAUUGACAGGAUCCCUUGACGGUCAAGGGUACACGGCAGAGAUGUUGGGAAUUCCGUGUUCCGUGUUCCGGUUUUUUUUUUCAAUAUUUUUUCCGUGUUCCGUGUUCCGUAAAAAAAAAAUUCCGUGUUCCGUGUUCCGUGUUCCGUAGAAAUAAGUUUUUUCCGUGUUCCGUGUUCCGUGUUCCGUAGAAAUAAGUUUUUUUCCGUUUUCCGUGUUCCGUGUUCCGUAAAAAAAAAUUUCCGUGUUCCGUGUUCCGUGUUCCGUAGAAAUAGGUUUUUUCCGUGUUCCGUGUUUGUUCCGUAGAAAUAAGUUUUUUCCGUUUUCCGUGUUCCGUGUUCCGUAAAAAAAAAAAAUUUUCCGUUUUCCGUGUUCCGUGUUCCGUAGAGUAAAAUUUUUAUUCCCAACAUCUCUGGUACACGGAAAUUUUUUAAAAUUAGCAGGAUCCCUUACGCGGCAAUUAAAAAAAAAACAGAAAAAUUGCAGGAUAUCAUCGGUCAAGGCAACUUCUCGAUCGACCCGUUCUUCAUGUUUUGUGUCAUUAGGGACAUGGCCGAGGGUCUCAAGUACCUCCACAACAGUUUUCUGCACGUUCACGCGAAUCUCCGCAGCGGAACGGUGCUGGUGAACGAGAGUUGGCAGGCGAAACUCACCGAUUACGGCCUGGGCACGUUGGCCGAGGAGAAGAAGCCGAUGAAGCGGAGACAGUUGUGGAUGGCGCCCGAAGUGAUUCGUGGCACCCUUCUACAGCAUCAAAUCGAAAAAUCCGCCGACAUUUACUCGAUGGCUAUUAUCGCUUCGGAAGUUUUGACGCGGAAAGAGGCGUGGAACAUGUCGGAGCGCAAGGAGACUGUCGAUGGUUUGUAGAUAUCAAAAAUGUGUGAAAAAUAAUCGUUUUCUGUUAUUUUUCUAGUUUUUCUCAUUAUCAAAACUUGAGAAUCGAUGUCUAUGCCGAAUUUAGAGCGAUAUUGUAGAAUUCUGAGAUAGCCUAUCGUUCUCAAAUGUUUUUCCCAAAAACUAGACCUUUAGUACUUUAUUUUUGUGGUUGACAACUUUCUAGUACCUUCACUCCUAGGGUUACUGUAGCUCUUUGAAGUAUUUCAAGGCCUCGAGGUGGUGUUCUGACCAGACUUGCCAGAUUUCGGGCCGGCCAUGCGGGCCGGCCCGGGUCGGCCCGGGCCGGGCCGGGCCGGGCCGGUAAAGUGCCGGCCCGGGCCGGGCCGGGUCGGUGAAGUGCCGGCCCGGUUCAAAAGGCGGGAAUUCAAAUUUCCGCGGAAAUUUUUUUUUCGUCAUUACAAAAAAAAUUUUCGAACUAAAGUUUUAGUGUUUCUUCUUUGUUUUUUUGCUAUUAUGAAUUUUUUAUGAGAAAUACAAUUGUUUUUCAAUGUUCGAUGCUUGCAAAAAACCCCUAAUUCUACAAAAAAUGGCUUCAUGCGAUCAAUAAUUCAAAUUUUGAAUUCCCGCUUUUUGAACCGGGCCGACCGGGCCCGGCCCGGCCCGUGGCAACUAUGGUUCUGACUUUGCCGAGCUACAGUACUCCAAUGCGUGGGCGUAGAGAAAAAGUGUCAACUAGAAAAAUGCUCUACUAGAUGUCAAGAUUUCACACAAAAAUUUCUAGAACCAUACAAUAUCAGAGAACUCGACAAUAUUCAUUCAAAGUUCGCGCAUUUGCAGAAAUUGUGUACCGAAUCAAAAAAGGUGGUCCCAACCCGCCGAGACCGGAAAUUGACCUGGAUGGUGUGGAAGUCGGACACAAUUUGGUAGGUUUACGCCUAUGAUCCAAGUGGGACUAAGUAUGGUCCCUUUCAGUUGGUGCUCAUUCGGGACUGCUGGUCGGAGGAGCCGAUCGAUCGUCCGACCGCCGAGACCAUCUGUAACAUGCUGCGAAGUAUGAUGCCCAAAAAAGGGAACCUCAUGGAUCAUGUCUUCAACAUUCUCGAGGAUUAUACCACGAAUUUGGAGAUGGAAGUGGAGGACCGGACCAAAGAGUUGACGGCCGAGAAGAAGAAGGCCGACGUGUUGUUGGGAAGGAUGUUGCCAAAGUAAGUGCGGUCCCUGAAAGUUGGACGCCUAAUAAUGCUUAAAGUUAUCGAUUUCCUUCAUUCCUUGCCCAAAACAACGCAUUUAUAACAAUGUAUACUCAAAAUUUGCAUUCAUCCCACUACCGUUCAUUAACAUUGAUGUAUCUCGGCUGCCGGUGGAGAUGUCAAAAAGUUGUCAACUAACAAAAUGUACAAAAUGUUUUGGUGAACAUUUUUGCAGUUGACAAUUUUUUGAUACCUAGUCGGACAACAGAGAUACAAUGGUUUGAAUAAGCGGCAUUACAGCAUUUUACUGUAACUUGUCAAAUUUACGAUAAUUCCAGACAAGUCGCCGAGCGUCUGAAACAGGGUCAAACUGUCGAGCCGGAAGGAUUCGAUCAAGUGACCGUUUUCUUUUCGGACGUCGUCAAAUUCACCCAACUCGCCGCCAAGUGCUCACCUUUUCAGGCACGAUUUUCGCUAAAAAGCACUAGAGAAACCGGGGUUUUUUUUUUGAAGGUUGUCAACUUGCUGAACGAUUUGUACAGCAAUUUCGACGCGAUUAUUGAGGAGCACGGGGUGUAUAAGGUCGAAUCGAUUGGUGACGGAUACCUUUGUGUGUCAGGAUUGCCGGUAAGGAACGGAAAUGCGCAUAUAAAGUGAGUAGAUAAUAUCGGAGCUGAUCAGUAUUCGCCGAAAAUGUUUUAGACAAAUAAUCGAGCUCUCUUUGGACUUUAUGGCCUAUUGUAAGUCGUUCAAAAUUCCGCAUCUUCCGCGGGAACAAGUCGAACUUCGAAUCGGAGUGAACAGUGGUCCGUGCGUGGCCGGAGUCGUCGGGUUGAGCAUGCCCAGAUAUUGUCUGUUUGGAGACACGGUCAAUACGGCGUCACGGAUGGAGAGUAACGGAAAAGGUGAGCUUUUAGGGCUCAUAACUCGGCGGGCGUUGGAGAUACGCGAAAACUUUGAACUGACAAAAUGUAGAGCGAGAAAUUCUCUAUCCAAAUCGCUUUUAGCUUCCCACAUACAUCUGAGCGCCGCGGCCUACACACUUCUCAUGAAACACUAUCCGAAUCAGUACAACACAGCGUCCAGAGGAGAUGUUAUUAUAAAAGUUGGUCAAUCUCUAUCAUUUGAAACUGGCAAUUUUUAAGGGAAAAGGAGUGAUGGAAACGUUUUGGGUGUUCGAUCGGAACAAUCAAUUCAUGGCGGCCUCCUCUUUGAACAAUUAUCAAGGCGUCGAGAGCACAACUACGGCGAGCCCGCAAGAAACGCCCCCGCCCACGCCGCCGAUGCACCAGGUAUGGCUAUCGUAUCUCAACAACUAUUGUAUAUUUCGGAAAGUGGUCAACUGGAAAAAUGUUGCAAAUUUUGUGCUCUACAACUUUGCAGUUGACACUUUUGCUCUAAAUUGAAAAGUUUUUGAGUUAUGACUCUUUUUCUGCACGUCAUUCGCCAAACGUGUUGCAGAUCGCGCCAGACACGCCAAUUCGUCAAAGAAAACCGGCGGCGUCGUCGCCGACCCUCUCAAAACGGUCGGUGAGCCCGAUUGUGGAGGCCAAGGCUCGCGAGAUCCAUAACGAAGAGACGGAGGCGUUGUACAGACGAUUCCGACGUCAGGAGACCCUCGCGCUCAUCUGA
Caenorhabditis sp. 36 PRJEB53466 is the source of this 8843-nucleotide messenger RNA. Lineage: Eukaryota; Metazoa; Nematoda; Chromadorea; Rhabditida; Rhabditidae. The record is from the annotation of a GenBank genome assembly.